UUCCCGCCAGUCGGUUGAGCUCCGCGCGCUCUUGCUCCAUCAGUCCCUCGCACUUCGGGCGCGCGUAUCUUAGCGCACCGCCAGUGGCUGGAUAUUGUCACUUGGUUAGCGCCGUUUCUCCUUCGUCCCGCGUAAGACUCGUGCAAGCAACUCCCCCCACAAGAUCUUCCGAAAGACUAUCGUCAGUUGUUCCACGAGUAGUGAUAGCUGUUCCAGAAGUAGUAUAUGUUAUUUCAGGACUAUUUUCGCCUGUUGCUGGACCAGUGUUGACUGUCACAAGACAGAGUCAGACGCCCACAAUCAGUGUCGACUACCUCAGGAGAGUGUCGACUACCCCAGGAGAGUGUUGACUACCCCAGGAGAGUGUCGAAUGCUCCAGGAGAGUGUCGACUGCCACAGGAGAGUGUCGACUACCCCAGGAGAGUGUCGACUGCCACAGGAGAGUGGACUUUUUCAGGAUCAGCUACAUUCCCACUCUCUUUCGUGCCUGGCCUUUAGGCUGGGGGGUUGUCCGAAUACAAUGACCAACACGGAGAGAAGUAAAUCUUCAAAAUACAUUCGCGGCCCCGUCAGUGGUGGCUAUGGCGGGGGAGGACUAUUCCCACCAACGUGUCUGAUGGCGGUGCUCGUCCUGCAGGUGGUGCUGGCGAGGCAGGUGGCAGAGGCGUCCCUACCAACGAUGAUCAGGUCCAAGCUUGGCGACCUGUACAAACUGCGCAAGUCGCUGGAACAAGUCCCCGCACUACAGCUCGCGACCACCGCCGCACCUCCACCUCCACCUCCCCCCAACACACAGCUCAGGUCGGCGUCUGUGAGCGCUCUGAGCUCCGACGACGUGUACUCCGGGCUCUCACACCUCUUGAACAAGAACGAGCACUAUCGAGGCCUCCCCGCCAGUGGGCUCGCCGCGAGGCCGCAGGAACACCUCAACCUGUUCUCUGAGGUGAACAUGGGGAACUUUCCCGAGAACAGUGUUCACAACGAGACCGUCGAGGAUGUUCUUCCGGGCGAGGACGUUCCGGAAGAACACUGGGCGAGGAUAAAGAGUAUUCUUGGCAACAUGAAAUCCAUCCUAGAGCAGAUGUACCCGGCGGAAAACAGCAACGAAAAAGUCACAUUUUCCUUCAUCGACAAGGCUAUGGCCGUGGGGGACAAGGUGCACCUCCUGCAGCGUAUGCAGGACACAUUCGACAACGACCUGCUCGGGUUCCUGCGGAGCAAGUGGGAGAGCAUCAGAGACACCGUGGUCAACAGCCAUCCCAUCCUGCAGGUGGCGACGUCGUCCAGCACGCGGGAGCUGGGCAAGCACCUGAUGAUGGGGGCCGUGCGGCAGCUGGGCCACCUCCUCCACUCUCAGGCCUUCACUCACCUCUCCGAACUGGACUUCGUCACGGAGCUCAUGAGGUCUUCGGGCUUCAAGGACCUCGAGAUCCACGAGGUGUUCAACCUGCUGGGGCUGCCCACCGACAUCGUGGAGAAUGUCAUGCCCGAGGCCCGCCAGCUGGGCUAUAGUAGCACGGUUGAGAAAUCCGGUGGGUAUGGGCAUUCAGGCGGUGCCGGGGGCUACGGCGGCGGGCAGAUGGGCGGCUACGGCCAGAUGGGCGGAGGCUACAUGCAGAGCUUCGACCCCUUCGUGCUGCUCGCCGGGUUGGCCUUCGCCACGUUCCUCGCCUACCUCAUCUACCGCCUCCUGUCCAGCACCGCCGCCGGCCGGAGGAGGGAGGCUCCGGACAUCUCCCUGGCGCUGGAUCUCUCUGACCUUCCGGAAGUCGUCGGCAACUUGUACAACUGGCUGGAGAACACGGAGAACACUUACGCUGCUGACGAGAACACGGCUGGGCAUGAGACGAGGAGCUUCAGCCUCUCGGCCAACCAGCUGUGGACCAGCUUCCAGGUGGACCGGUUGUCUCACGCCUGCGUCAAGCGCUACAUGUGUGACUACACCUCCGCCACCACCACAGCUCUCAUGGAACCCGGCUCUGUCCUUGAGCAGCUGGCUCUAACGGGCCUGGCGCAGCUGUUCGGAGAGGAGGACAGCGCCCCGCUGGUGGACAAGAUCCAGUCCCAAGUACUCAAUGGUCGGGACGUGCACUGCGACACCAUCGCUCCCCAGUGCGACGACACGGCCUACCAGGGCGUACGCUCGCAAGUCGUACAGAUCUAGGGCAUCCGAAGAGCCCUCCUUCUCCCCCUGUAGCUGCAUGGCAGUCUAAGAGACACAGGAUGAGCGUCCUGAUGUGAAGCACUGUAGGUCUGAACCACUAGUGUUUGGAGCAUCUAAACUCGAGACUUAGGCUCCAUUUGGAGUCUCAAGUGUUUACAAAUAAGCGUACAUCGUUCUUCACUCAAGACGGCGUCCUCGUCUACCCUGUCGUGGUCUUUCCCUUCGUCCUGCUCCUGCUACUGGCAAAGAAGCCAAGGGAGAAGGGGGGCGCGCCCCUCACUGUGCCUACUGAAGCAGGGUUCAGCGACACGCUUGUCAUAUAGCCUCAACUCGCACUAAUUCUGCCCUCUUCCACGACUAGACGCUGUGCGCUCUCCUCUCCUCACAUCCCCCCUUUGUUUUGUCGCUUAUGUUAAACAUGCGAACUAGUCUUUGCCUGAAUGGCGGACUGAGGCUCAUCGUCCGCCGACGAUCACAGCUCCGAACCUCUGCUCAGUCGGUGUGAAGUUAGUGAGUGUCUCAGACCGCAGUUCUCACGGUUGUGCUGUAAAUAAGAGUCAUUUCUAUACAUCAUUUAGAUUUUCCUUGUCUGCCUGUGUCCCCCCUCCUCUGUCUCUCUCUCUCUCUCUCUCUCUCCUCCUUAUCUCUUUACCUA
Procambarus clarkii (red swamp crayfish) is the source of this 2819-nucleotide messenger RNA. RefSeq lists its product as uncharacterized. Lineage: Eukaryota; Metazoa; Arthropoda; Malacostraca; Decapoda; Cambaridae. The record is from RefSeq and is a predicted model, not a curated record.